CCCAUUCUCUGCAUCCUCCGGGCAGGUAAAGGGCGUCGCAUUGAUAUCCUAACGCGACACUGGGAUUCGCGCGCGCCCUCCGCUGCCCGCACCACCUCUACCCCCGAGUUGGCCCCCCGAUGAAGCACGAGGAGCGCGACACUCGACCACCUCUCCGUCCUUCCAACAUCUCUAACGCGUUAGCAACAUGUCCGAGUCCAAUGGAGCGCAGUUUGGAGUCUCGUCGCCGCUGUCGACUGCGCCGCCCUCUAGGCAAGACACAGAGCUCGGCGAAACACUCUUGACUGAAUUGAAAGCACAGAACAACUUCGAGUCGCCGGAGGAGACUGCAAAGAGGAACUCUGUGUUGCAGAAACUACAGAAGCUGCUGCAAAAGCUGGUCCAGGAUGUGGGGAAGAAGAAAGGCAUGAGUCCCGAACUACUAAAAGAGGCGGGUGGGAAGAUCUUCACAUACGGCAGUUAUCGCCUCGGCGUCUACGGGCCGGGAUCUGAUAUCGAUUCUCUCAUGGUCGCGCCGAAGCAUGUCUCUCGUGACGACUUCUUUGAGCGCAUGCCGGGCAUGAUUCGCGCUACAUUCAAGCCGGAGGAGAUCACAGAAAUGGUGGUGGUUGCUGCGGCGGCUGUGCCCAUCAUCAAGACGAAGCUCAUGGGGGUCGAUAUUGACCUGAUCUUUGCCAAUUUACAGCGCGACUCUAUCCCGACCAACCUGGAUCUGGGCGACACGAAUUUGCUUCGUGGAUUGGACGACACGGAUCUGAAGUGUGUCAACGGCACUCGAGUGACCGACCGUAUCUUGACACUCGUACCGCAAACUCGUAUUUUCCGCAUCGCAUUGCGAGCCGUGAAGCUGUGGGCACAAAAGAGGGCAGUGUACGGCGCGAUUGCUUGCUACCCAGGUGGAGUUGCAUAUGGCAUGAUAGUGGCACGAGUUUGCCAGCUGUACCCAAACGCCGCCGCCCCCAAGAUCGUCCAAAAGUUCUUCUGGCUGCUUCAUACUUGGGCGUGGCCUUCACCAAUCUACUUACAGGCAAGAGAGAAGGGUCCGCUGGGAAAGACUGAGUGGGACCCAACCACCAAUCCUGGAGACAAACGCCAUUUGAUGCCAGUCAUUACCCCCGCAUACCCGUGCAUGAAUUCCACGCAUACGAUCACGCCAUCUACAAUGGCUGUGCUGAAGAAGGAAUCCGAUCGUGGGGAGAAAAUCAUGAAUGAAAUUUACGAGGGAAAGCGACCGUGGAAGGACUUGUUCGCCAAGCACACUUUUUUCAGCGAUGCCUAUCAACAUUACAUCUGCAUCAUUACAGCUGCUCGGACGAAAGAUGCACAGCAAGCCUGGUCUGGCCUGGUACAGUCGAGGGUCAAACGUUUGUUGGCGGGCAUCGAGCAAUCUGAUGCAGACAGCGUGAAGCUGGUUCAGCCUUUUAACAAGGGUAUCGCACGCCGACAUGAGUGCAAGAGCGAGGCCGACAUCGAGAAGACUCUAGCGGGAGGCCUUGAGUGUCAGGUCGGCGAGUCCAAAACUGCUGACCAAUCCGCAGAGGUCAAGGCACAAGUUGCAGCGCAUGAGGAGGACGAUGGAUCUACGCUCGCAAACGCAGCUGCUGAUGGAACGACCAUCGAGAAGAAGGACAACAUCACCGAGAUCUGGACGACAACCUUCUACCUCGGAAUAGAGCUGAUCAAAGGCGCGAAGAAUCUCGACAUCUCCUGGCCGAUUCAGGACUUCAAACGACAAGUGAUAGAUUGGGAUGGCUAUGACAGUAAAAUGCACUCGGUACAGAUCAAGCACGUUCGCGACUACCAACUACCUGAUGACCUCUUCACGGAAGGCGAGAAGCGACCAGUCAAGAAAAAGAAGCCGAAGAAGACAGAUACAGCUGCCGAGAACGACAAGAAGCGAAGCUUUACCAAUACUGGCCUGGACGAGAAUCUGGACCCUGCUAAGCGCCGACAGUCUGGCAACGUCCCAGGCAUGACCGCCGCCAAAGCAAAUGGGUCUGCUACGCCGAAUGGCUCAGCCGGCUGAGCAGUCAUUGCUAUAAUCCAUUAUCCCAUCAAGAAAUUUUGGCUCGGGCGACAGCCCGUACUUGUAAAACCUAACAUCAAUAUCAGUUUUCGGUGACGCAGGAUGCAAUUAUAGCAGAUGCACUGGUCGAAUCGAGCUAUUACGCGGACGACCACGAUCGACCGACGUGUGGCGCGAUAUGCCUUGAAAAGCUUCGAUCCGAUUCGAUUCACACGCGCGCCACAUCGCCGAUAUACCGGCCACCAACAUCUCUUCCCAAAAUCCGAAAGCAAAUGAAGAAGAUGCCGAGCGAGGUAGGUAGGUACCUCAAAUGCGAUUCAUGGAAUACAGGCGAUCCACCGAGGGGGAAAAACAAGAAAAAGACCGGGAAGAGAAAUUGGGUGAUCUUGAACUUCAUUCGGCGAGGAAGGCGGAUGAAGAGGACGAACGGUACGUGAGCAGCGGCUGUUCUAUAUUGAUUGCGGAUGCUAGACGAGAUGUGGAGGGAGGCUGUAGCUUCACUCUCUUACACCUUGAGCUUAUGUAGCUGCUAAAUGACAUAUGUUUCUUGAGGUUC
This is a messenger RNA of Pseudocercospora fijiensis CIRAD86, 2582 nucleotides long. RefSeq lists its product as uncharacterized. The transcript has 5 exons. Gene Ontology annotation, molecular function: RNA binding; poly(A) RNA polymerase activity. The coding region runs from base 188 to 2026 and encodes 612 amino acids. The record is from RefSeq and is a predicted model, not a curated record. Lineage: Eukaryota; Fungi; Ascomycota; Dothideomycetes; Mycosphaerellales; Mycosphaerellaceae. Gene Ontology annotation, cellular component: nucleus.